Molecule: messenger RNA, 2114 nt
Organism: Tribolium castaneum (red flour beetle)
Lineage: Eukaryota; Metazoa; Arthropoda; Insecta; Coleoptera; Tenebrionidae
Exons: 2
Coding region: 110-2029 (639 amino acids)
Source: RefSeq, a predicted model, not a curated record
UUUAUUUCUUCAUUCCGAAAAGGAUUUGCGUGCUCAUAUAUAAGACAAUCAACGAACCCAGUUAAAGCAGAACCAAGUGAAGUUUGAAAGUGGUUAAACAGUAAGAAAAAUGAAAACUAUUGCAUUUCUAGCAGUAGUUUUGGCCUUUGCGCCAGGACUACAAGGGAGAUCUUUGGUGCGUCCAGUGAUUGUACCCGGAAUCAAACCACAACCAGUUCCCGGAGUCGAAAGCCCCGAAAUUGAAAUCAACCCAGUGCCAAUCGUUCCCGGAAUCAAACCACAACCCGUUCCCGGCGUAGAAAGUCCAGAAAUCGAAAUCAACCCAGUACCAAUUGUACCCGGAAUCAAACCUCAACCAGUUCCUGGAGUUGAAACGCCUGAAAUCGACAUCACUGUUCCAGUUGUCCCUGGCAUUAAACCACAACCCGUGCCAAUUGUUCCCGGAAUCAAACCACAACCCAUCCCUGGAGUAGAAAGCCCAGAAAUCGAAAUCAACCCUGUACCAAUUGUGCCCGGAAUCAAACCACAACCAAUUCCCGGAGUUGAAACCCCUGAACUUGACAUUGAAGUACCAAUUGUACCAGGAAUCAAACCACAACCAGUUCCCGGAGUAGAAACCCCCGAAAUUGAUAUUGUUGUACCAGUUGUACCCGGAAUCAAACCCGUCCCCGGAGUAGAAAGCCCAGAAAUCGAAAUCAACCCCGUUCCAAUUGUACCCGGAAUCAAACCACAACCAAUUCCCGGAGUUGAAACCCCUGAACUUGACAUUGAAGUACCAAUUGUACCUGGAAUCAAACCACAACCAGUGCCAAUCGUUCCCGGAAUCAAACCACAACCCGUCCCUGGAGUAGAAAGUCCCGAAAUUGAAAUCAACCCCGUACCAAUUGUACCUGGAAUUAAACCUCAACCAAUCCCUGGUGUUGAAACUCCUGAAAUUGACAUCAUUGUUCCUGUUGUCCCUGGCAUUAAACCACAACCCGUGCCAAUCAUUCCAGGAAUCAAACCACAACCUAUCCCUGGAGUAGAAAGUCCAGAAAUGGAAAUCAACCCUGUUCCAAUUGUACCCGGAAUCAAACCACAACCAGUUCCCGGAGUUGAAACUCCAGAAAUUGACAUCACUGUUCCAGUUGUCCCUGGCAUUAAACCACAACCCGUGCCAAUCAUUCCAGGAAUCAAACCACAACCUAUCCCUGGAGUAGAAAGUCCAGAAAUCGAAAUCAACCCUGUUCCAAUUGUACCCGGAAUCAAACCACAACCCAUCCCCGGAGUUGAAACUCCAGAAAUUGACAUCACUGUUCCAGUUGUCCCUGGCAUUAAACCACAACCCGUGCCAAUCAUCCCCGGAAUCAAACCACAACCCGUCCCCGGAGUAGAAAGCCCAGAAAUCGAAAUCAACCCAGUGCCAAUUGUACCAGGAAUCAAACCACAACCAGUUCCCGGAGUUGAAACCCCUGAACUUGACAUCGAAGUACCAAUUGUACCCGGAAUUAAACCACAACCCGUGCCAAUUGUUCCCGGAAUCAAACCACAACCCAUCCCAGGAGUAGAAAGCCCCGAAAUCGAAAUCAACCCUGUGCCAAUUGUACCAGGAAUCAAACCACAACCAGUUCCCGGAGUUGAAACCCCAGAAAUUGACAUUGUAGUGCCAGUUGUACCCGGAAUCAAACCCGUCCCCGGAGUAGAAAGCCCCGAAAUCGAAAUCGAUCCCGUUCCAAUUGUACCAGGAAUCAAACCACAACCAAUUCCCGGAGUUGAGACCCCUGAACUUGACAUCGAAGUACCAAUUGUACCCGGAAUCAAACCACAACCCGUGCCAAUUGUUCCCGGAAUCAAACCACAACCCGUCCCCGGAGUAGAAAGUCCAGAAAUCGAAAUCAACCCUGUACCAAUUGUACCCGGAAUCAAACCACAACCCGUCCCCGGAGUAGAAAGCCCCGAAAUCGAAAUCAACCCCGUUCCAAUCGUUCCAGGAAUUAAACCCCAACCGGUUGAAAUAAUUGAAGUCAUUGUCCCAGCCAAUUAUUAUUAAAUAUAAAAUGUAUUUUUGUUGUUAAAUUAUGUAAGAUUAUUAGUUUCAUUCUUUGAAAUAAAUAUAGCUGCAAAGAAAACAUAAA